AGUCAAGUACCUCUGCAGCCAGCAGCCCGUGUCGCAACAAAGAGACCGCACAUUAUUCUCGAUAGACAACCGAGAUGAAACCGUCUGUGAUCAUCACCAUGCUUGUCUUGGUCCUAGCCACGCAGUGCAUCGCAAAUAAAAAACAGCAACUUUUAAACCAAGUAUCUCGGGAACUUCUCGGGCAAUGGAUGACCAAAGGGAUAAACUUCAUGGGAUACUCAUGCGACCUUCAAGUACAGCCUAGGUUCUCCUUCUGGACGCUGUUCUACGAGUGUUCUUUCUCUUGUACCGAGUGGACUGACAUCAUAGGCGAAGCCACGUCGCGCUGCAAACUAGGCGCAGCAAAGAAUGCCGUGUGGAAUUUCGUCGAUACAGCCAUCCAGUACAAUCUCAUCAGACAGAUAGACGCGAGCAAGUGGUAUGAAGAACAGAAGAAUGUAACUAAAACCUUUUAGCUUAGCUUAUCAUAUCUAUA
Molecule: messenger RNA, 475 nt
Organism: Penaeus chinensis
Lineage: Eukaryota; Metazoa; Arthropoda; Malacostraca; Decapoda; Penaeidae
Product: anti-lipopolysaccharide factor-like
Exons: 3
Coding region: 75-455 (126 amino acids)
Source: RefSeq, a predicted model, not a curated record